Messenger RNA from Meleagris gallopavo (turkey), 1129 nucleotides. The record is from RefSeq and is a predicted model, not a curated record. NCBI's taxonomy places the organism in Eukaryota, Metazoa, Chordata, Aves, Galliformes, Phasianidae.
CAGGUGGAGCCGAGCCGGCGGCGGGAGCACCUGGAGAGCGCCCGGAGGCACCUGUGCCGCUUCCUGGAGCUGUGCCGCUCCUACGGGCUGAGCGGAGCCCCGCCGCCUCCCGCCACCCCCCGGGAGGACGGCGAGCCGGGCAGCGCCGCGCAGAGCAGCCUGCUGGUCAUGGCCUCCAGCCGGCAGGCCAAGAUCGAGAGAUAUAAGCAGAAAAAGGAACUGGAGAACAAGUUGGCCUCUCUGAGAACCUUUGUGGAGAGUGGGCAGGCAGAUGAGGAGCAAGUACGGGAGCUGUAUCUGCUGCAGGCCCAGAAAUGGAUCAACAUCAGCUUUGAGGAAAUUGAGAGCAUCGACCAGGAAAUGGUCAUCUUGAAGAGCAGAGAUACAAUGAAGCAGUCUUCAGCACCAACACACGGUCCUUCUCGACAAGUCAGGACUCCAUUGAAACCUUUCAUUCUUACCCGGGAUGCAGUUCAGGCUAAAGUGUUUGGUGCUGGAUAUCCUGGCCUGCCAACUAUGACUGUAAACGACUGGUAUGAUCAGAAGAAAAGGGAAGAAGCAGCGCGUGGUCAGACUGCACCUCAGAGGCCACCAACAGGCACAAAUGACGAAGAGUUGCAGAAGGAGCAGCAGGAGAAAAUAAAGGAGGAGGAUGAUGAGGAAGCUCUUCAAAAAGCUCGGGACUGGGAUGACUGGAAAGAUACACACCCAAGAGGCUAUGGCAACCGGCAGAACAUGGGCUGAUGCUCCAGCAGCAGAAAGAGCAGGGCCUGGAAAUCCUGUAAGAGUUGCCUAUGUCUUGCAGACAUAGGAGUAAAUACACUGUACAUAUGCAGAGGUAUCCUUGGCUUCUCUGGGAGUCACUGGAGUCAGAGGAGUGAACGUGACAAUUUGCUUUGGUUUACAUGAAACGUCAGGCUGAGAGUGUGCUUGUAAUGUGCAGUGACACCACAGAGCUCCUGACAGCAGGCACUGCGUGGUGGGUCAGGCUGCCUCUGCCCUCCCAGUCAGAGGAAGUCCUUGAAAGAAAAGUACCUGAGUUUGGAAACCGCUCUUUGUAUUGUUGGUGGAUGUAUUUAUUUUUUCCUCUAUAUUUUAAACAAAAUAAAAUCUCUUGUGUUGCCUAGUU